Molecule: messenger RNA, 891 nt
Organism: Fusarium tjaetaba
Lineage: Eukaryota; Fungi; Ascomycota; Sordariomycetes; Hypocreales; Nectriaceae
Product: mortality factor 4 1
Exons: 4
Coding region: 1-891 (296 amino acids)
Biological process (GO): chromatin organization; regulation of DNA-templated transcription
Cellular component (GO): nucleus; Rpd3S complex; NuA4 histone acetyltransferase complex
Source: RefSeq, a predicted model, not a curated record
AUGGAACCGACGGGCGACCUUUCUGCUCCACAAGGCUUUUUUCCUGUCUCCAAUGUUCAGGACUCUCCUGAUUUGGCUCAGCCUGACAAGUCGGUGGAUUCUCUUAAGUCCGCUAAGAAGGUCAAGUUGGCCAAGCUCAAAGAACCCAAGGACCAUCUUGCUCUUCUCCCAUCUAGUGGCCAUCGCUAUGUGACAGAGUCGGGCAAACUGAUCCAUGAUGAUCGCUACGCUAUGCCCCUGACUGUCGAAGACGAGCCAAAGCAGCCACGUCAGAAGCCUCUCAAGCCUAGUGCCAAGCCCAAGCCGCGCUCAUGCGACCAGCUCGAGACGGAGGAUGCUUUUCACAACAAACCUAUGAUUAAACUCCCAGUACCCGACCACAUUCAAGCGAUGCUGGUGGAUGAUUGGGAAAACAUCACCAAGAAUAACCAGCUUGUCCCUCUUCCUCACAAUAAGCCAGUCGCCAAGAUAUUUGAAGACUAUCUUGCUCAUGAGCGUCCAUACCGCGAGGAGGGAUCUUCCAGUAUGGACAUCUUGGAAGAAGUCAUCGCAGGCUUCCGCGAGUACUUCGAGAAGGCUCUUAGCAGAAUCUUACUGUACCGUUUCGAGCGCCAUCAGUACAUGGAGCUCAAGAAGCUCUGGGAGAACACUGAGGCGAACCCAGAAAUCACCAAUGUCUGCGAUGUCUAUGGCGCUGAGCAUCUUGCUCGACUAAUCGUCUCUCUCCCCGAACUAUUGGCGCAGACCAACAUGGACCAGCAGUCCGUGUCCCGUCUUCGAGAGGAGAUAGGAAAGUUCAAUGUCUGGCUAGGACGUAACUGCGAGACAUAUUUUGUCAAUGAGUACGAAACUCCCAGCCAGGAGUAUAUUGACAAAGCUCGUAGCUUCUGA